CUGUGACUACUUCGACGUCGAUUUAAAUUAAAUACGGUCGCUUAGGUUACCAGGAUCGGAAGUGAAAAGAGCCAGUGACGAAGUGACGACGACGACCACGAGCACUACGGAGACACUAGACGAAGAAACGAAUCGACCGAUCAUGGCUAAAAGCGCUGAGAGGCUACCUGGCACGUCGACCAGGAUCAGGACCAGGGACGACGGCUGUUGCUCCGUCAACUUCGUGAAAUAUGUCCUGCAUAUAUACAACGUGGUGUUAUUCUUGUCUGGACUGGUGGUGGGCGGGAUUGGUAUCUGGACAGUGAUUUCGAAGCACAGCUACGUGUCCCUGAUGACGACCUCGACGUAUCCGACGCUUGCCUACGCUUUGAUCGUCGCAGGUGUCCUGGCUGUGGUCGGUAGCUGGCUCGGAUGCGGCGGUGUAACUUCUGAAAAUAGAUGCGUUCUCCUCAUAUACGUGUUUGUGGUGAUGCUGGUGUUCGUGCUGGAGGCAGGUGUCGGCGCCCUAGCGCGGCUCUACGAAGAACAAGUCGGUCCUGAAUUGAAGAUGAAUCUUAAUCGUACCUUCCUCGAGAACUACUCGAUGAGGAGCAGGGAAACUUCCGCGAUCGACCAGAUGCAGAUAGAGUUCAAAUGCUGCGGAGCCCUGAGAUUCGAGGAUUGGCUGGUAAGCGAGUGGCACAAGGACGAGGAGGUCCUGAAAGACGGGGUUGUGGUGCCGGAAAGCUGCUGCAAGACGCCUACGUCACUUUGCGGAAAGAGGGAUCAUCCGUCGAACAUCUAUUUCACGGGUUGCAUCUACAAGUUCCUGGAGACGACGAAGGAUCACCUGAUAAUUCUGGGCGCGGUAGGCAUGGGGCUGUCUGUACUGGAGCUAUUCGGUAUAGUACUCGGCUCGUGCCUCUACAUAAAGCUCAGGCACGACUUCGACGACUGAGGAUUGCUUCAAGUCCGCGAGAGCAACAACAACGGCCGCUCCUGGUGCAGAUACAUGCAGAACGGCGCUGGAACCGUUUGAUCGUCGGCCCGGAAGCGUGGAAAGAGGAGAAGCAGGAGGAGGAGUGGCCGUCUUCCCUCGUUCAUCAUUCAGGAUUUCCUACCGUCUCUAACUCUUCCAG
Molecule: messenger RNA, 1118 nt
Organism: Habropoda laboriosa
Lineage: Eukaryota; Metazoa; Arthropoda; Insecta; Hymenoptera; Apidae
Product: CD151 antigen-like
Exons: 6
Coding region: 143-937 (264 amino acids)
Cellular component (GO): membrane
Source: RefSeq, a predicted model, not a curated record